AACCGGAAAAAACAGGCAUCAGGCGCGGAAUCGAAAACUACUAAACUAGCACGAAUAUUUGCCCUUUAAUAUCUAGACAGAAAAGAGAAUUGCACGUUUUACGACGGUUGUGCCCUAUGGUGCUCCUACACACUUCUCCAGGACGCUAUCCUAAAACAGAAAGUACCAAUUAUGUUCGGUAAAUCGUGACCGUUAAUUAUUUGUGUUGGGGCCUCCACGAGGUCUUGCACAUCUAGGCCUGGCAAGCGGACUUGCCUAGCCAUUUACCUGCACUUUGGUUGAUAUUACAUGUUACAAAUUCUGUAACAGAAUGUCUGGAUUCGGAUCGAUUACACUGGGGGGUACUAACCCCGCUGGAGGAGGAUUUUCUUUUGGAGCAGCAACAAGCGCGGCACCUGCAGCUGCGGGCACCACGGGCUUUGCGUUUGGUGGACUUGGCGGUGCCGCUGCCCCUGCUGCUGCAGCCGCUGCUCCGGCCCCUGCUGCCGCCACGACGACCACCACCUCCGGUCUGUUCGGAGGGAGCAGUCUUUUCGCCCAGAAACCAGCCAGCGGAUUUUCCUUUGGCAAUGCAGCUGCUCCUGCUGCCGCCGCCCCUGCAGCUGCCCCCACGGCCGCCGCUGUUGCUGCUCCCAAUACGGGCUUCAGCUUUGGAAAGCCUGCCGCCUCCGCCGCCCCUUUCUCCCUGACCACCGCUACCGCCGCAGCCCCCGCCGCCACCCCAGCCACUGGGCUCUCCUUCGGGACCGGCCUGACCGCCGCGGCCCCACAGACCAGCCUGGCAGGCUUUUCCCUCAACCUGGGGGCAGCGGCAGCCACCAGCUCUGCCGCAGGCCUGGCUGCCCCUUCUGCUGCCACUGGCCUGACACUCGGCUCCAGCUUAUUCAGCACCGCCCCUGCCGGCCAGCCCACGCUUCUAUCAACUUUGGGGCAGCCACUGGGUGGAGGUUUGACACUGGGCAGUUUAGUGUCUACGGCUGCUGCGACCUCUACUGCUGCACCUGCCGCCAGCGUCGGACUGGGCGGAGUGGACUUCAGCACAUCCUCAGAGAAGAGUGACAAAUCCUCUGGCGUCAGCCCCCAGGACAGCAAGGCCCUUAAAGAUGAGAAUCUACCCCCAGUCAUCUGCCAGGACGUGGAGAACUUCCAGAAGUUUGUGAAGGAGCAGAAGCAGGUGCAGGAGGAGAUCAGCCGCAUGUCGUCCAAGGCCAUGCUGAAGGUGCAGGAGGACAUCAAGGGCCUCAAGCAGCUCCUGGCCGUCAGCGCCAGCGGCCUGCAGAGGAACGCCCUCGCCAUCGACAAGCUCAAGAUGGAGACCGCACAGGAGUUGAAGAAUGCUGACAUUGCCUUGCGGACACAAAAAAUCCCGCCUGGCCUUCAGCACGAGAACACUGCCCCAUACGAUUAUUUCCGGGGCCUGGUGGAGCAGUUUGAGGUGCAGCUGCAGCAGUAUCGGCAGCAGAUUGAGGAGCUGGAGAACCACCUGACCACCCAGGGCAGCGGCUCUCACAUCACUCCCCAGGAUCUGUCCAUGGCCAUGCAGAAGCUCUACCAGACGUUUGUGGCCCUGGCCGCUCAGCUGCAGACAGUUCAUGAGAAUGUAAAGGUCCUGAAGCACCAGUACCUGAACUACCGCCGGGCGUUCCUGGAGGACUCCACGGAUGUCUUUGAGUCCAAGCGCGCCGCCACCAAGAGGUCCGCCAGUGCCCCGCGCGUCACCACCGGCCCCGCCCCCUUCAGCAGCGUGCCCAACGCCACGGCGGUCGCCAUGGCCGCCACGCUGACGCAGCAGCAGCAGCCCGCUCCAGGGACACAGGCACCCCUUGGGGCAGGCUUUGGGACCCCCUUCGCCCCCUCAGGCGUGGUGGGCACUAGCAUGGGCUCUUCCGUCCUCGGAGCAGCGUUCGGCAGCGGGCCUGGGUUCGGCAGCGUGGCUCCAGGUGGAUCCUCCUUCGGCUUCUCCUCCACCAAGCCCUCAGGGGGGAGCCUCAGCGCAGGUUUUGGCAGCUCCAGCACAUCAGGGUUUAACUUCAGCAACCCUGGCAUCAACGCGUCCGCAGGGCUGACGUUCGGUGUGUCCAACCCAGCGGGAGCGGGAUUUGGAGCCGCUGCACCCCUCCUUCAGCUGAAGAAGCCCCCCGCAGGCAACAAGAGGGGCAAGAGAUGAACCGACACAUCUCUAUUAGUCCGUCCACCCACUGGGUUUGGGUUGUCAUCAUGAGCAUGAGGGACAGUGAUGGGCACCCGGGAUUCAGAAGCUAUAAUCCAGUGCCAGAUAUUCCAAAUGACCUGGUUUUACCUUUCCACAUGCCCUACUUGGACAGGGAAAAGCAGGUGUUUUGGAAUAGGUGGCACUGGAUUGUAGCUUCUGAAUCCAUGUUGCACAUUACGUGCAAGCCAACACUAGUUGUGUCUCUGGAAAACAUCUAUUUUUAUAUUAAGAAAGGGUGGAAGGGAUAAGUCAUUAGCACAUUUAAAGAAAAAAAAACUGAGGUUAUGUGUUUCGUUUGUUCUUUUGGAUGUUAAAUGGAUGUUUGGAUGUUUUUGUGUCUCCCCCCAACUAUGUUUCUAUGCUCCUUAUGAUGCACUUGUCCAUGUCCUGUCUAAUAAACGAAGGACAGUUGUGCUGAUGUUGGCAUUUUGUUUUAUUUUAUUUUUUUAGAUGUUGUGUAUGACUUAAGUGUUGGUGGGAAUCUCUCAAAUGACUGACUGAAGUUCUGAGCACAUUAUGCAGACUCCUGUUGCUUUCCUUUCUUGAUGAUGCAUUUAGCUGCAUGUGCACUGGCGCAUGUGUCUGUGUGCGAACAAGUGUGAGUGGGUGCAUGUGUCUGAGCUUGAAUUGUGCGUGUGUGAGAGAGGGAGAACCUUCAAUUAGUGUCUUGGUUUUUCAGUGUCUAUUGCUGUAUUCGUUAAAUUGGAGAUGCCUGGUUUGCCUGUGUAAAAGAGCGCACUUGUGCUCUUUGUUAUCCUGGACUUCCCUUGUUUCCUUAACCAAAUAGUGGAAAAUGUCUUUUGUAUAAGUACGCAGAAUUAAUGUGUAUUGCGUGUAUUUUUCAACUUUGAGAGAGAAGUUUAAUAAUAAAAAAAGAACAGCAAAUGUC
Molecule: messenger RNA, 3101 nt
Organism: Engraulis encrasicolus (European anchovy)
Lineage: Eukaryota; Metazoa; Chordata; Actinopteri; Clupeiformes; Engraulidae
Gene: nup58
Product: nucleoporin 58
Exons: 14
Coding region: 311-2167 (618 amino acids)
Biological process (GO): nucleocytoplasmic transport
Cellular component (GO): nuclear pore
Molecular function (GO): structural constituent of nuclear pore
Source: RefSeq, a predicted model, not a curated record